AUGGUUGGCCUCGAGGAAGGCUCCGGCGAGGCGGUAUCUCCGACGCCGGGCUCGACGGAUUCCUCCAGCGACGCUGACUCCAUUUUGCAACUCGGCAGACACAACCUACAUCCAACGCUGGUAGAAGCGUUGGCAUCGUCGUAUGCCACCUUCACAGACAUACAGAAAAAGGCGAUACCGCAAGCGCUCGCAGGAAAGGACCUGCUCAUCAAGGCGCAAACAGGCUCGGGGAAAACGCUAGCCGCUCUCGUGCCCAUUGCUAGCUUUCUAUAUGAUUCAGUUGAUACUUUCGGUACGUGUGAUGUUAUAGUGCUUGUUGUUGUGCCGACGUCGGAGCUUGUGGCACAGACUAUACAAGUGCUUAACCGGCUUAUCAGGAAUGGAGUGACGGUGAAAGCCGGGUCAGAUGUUCCAGGGACGACUGCAAACGUCAUAGUAACGAAACCUAAAAGUGCUAUUGGGUAUGCCAAGGAGCAUCAGGCGUCACUGAAAAAGGUGGUUCUGGAUGAGGCAGACCUCCUGUUCGAAUUCGGGUUUAAAAAGGAAACCCUGCAGCUGGCGGAGGUGCUGAGGCAUUUCGGUAGGCGCAAGCAGUUUCAGACUAUCAUGCUUUCGGCCACGUUGGACCAAGAUGUGCGUGCGUUGGCCAACCUUAUUCUGUACAAACCAGAGUACAUCGAAGCGCAGUUCACACCAUCAAUGGGAUCAAUCAACGAAUUUUAUGUGAAGGUGGACGAGGAAGACAAACUGCUGCUCCUAUAUGCGCUGCUCAAAAUGGAUGCGGUGCCACAUCCGACCUUAAUAUUCACGAACUCAGAUGAAAGGGCAUACUUGAUUAAGACGCUACUGGCGAAACUCUCGAUCGAAUCGCGCACACUCAGCAGAUUGCUGUCCCCUAGAAUGCGGCAGUCCCUGCUCAACAGCUUCAACCAGGGCAGUAUAGAUGUGCUCAUGGUGGCAGAUGACGCACGAGGCGACAAGUUAUGCGCAACGCGCGGAGUGGAUUUCAAGUCGGUGCAAUGUGUCAUGAAUUUCGACGCACCUACUGAUGUGACGGUAUACACGCACCGGAUAGGGCGGACUGGCCGCAUGGGGAGCGUAGGAAGCAGCAUCACGUUAAUCACCGCGGCGGAUGAACCGCUCCUGGAGGGACUGCUGGCAGACGCCUCGCGCAAACUAGAACCCCUGCAAAUAGAAAAGGGCGCUUUCGACACCAUGAGAUACCGUGUCGAUGAUGUAGCUAAGGGAGUGACCAAGCGGCUGGUGGCGACGAGUCAGGUACAGGCGCUCCGCCAGAGCGCCCUGCUCGAAGAAGCAUUCGUCACCACGCUCAGCAAGCGUGACGAGGAACUGCUGAAGGCGGUGGUUAAAAACGACGACAAAAAGCUCACAGUGGAGAAAAAACACCUCUCCCAUCUCCCCAAGUACCUCGUGAACGACCCAUUGAGGGCGACCGUACUCGAUCUACAGCAGAAAAUCAACGCCAACGUGCGACCAUCCCAAAAAACGCAAAAUAAGCCCGGUGAUCCGCCAUCGAAGUUAACAGUUAAAAAGAAGAGACGGAAGGUUACACAUAAACGACAGCCCAUGUUCAAGAGGAGGAAGAAGUAA
Molecule: messenger RNA, 1611 nt
Organism: Babesia ovata
Lineage: Eukaryota; Apicomplexa; Aconoidasida; Piroplasmida; Babesiidae
Product: probable ATP-dependent RNA helicase DDX56
Exons: 1
Coding region: 1-1611 (536 amino acids)
Cellular component (GO): nucleolus
Molecular function (GO): ATP binding; nucleic acid binding
Source: RefSeq, a predicted model, not a curated record